Molecule: messenger RNA, 534 nt
Organism: Ichthyophthirius multifiliis
Lineage: Eukaryota; Ciliophora; Oligohymenophorea; Hymenostomatida
Exons: 6
Source: RefSeq, a predicted model, not a curated record
UUUUUAAAUAAUAUGUAUACAUCUUAAUCUAUAAAAAUUAUUGAAUCAAGUAUAAUUAUAUUUUUGAAAGGUUUACUUAAGUUAGAAGAAAUAAGGAAUGCAGUACUAAUUUUUGUGCUUAAAGAAAUGGAACAUUAGACUACAGGACUUCCUUUAAACGAAGACGUUAUAAAUAACUUAUUAAUGAAAAUAAAUAAAGUUAUAAGUCAAGAUAUCCUCAAAGAAUGGAUUAAAAAAUGUAGUGAAAUUGUUGAAUAUAAAGGAAUAAUUUAAAUUCAUGAAUUUUUAUAUUUAGUAUGUAAUACAGUUUAAAGACAUUAAUUUAUUGAUAAAAUACCCAAAAUUCCUAUGGAUAUUGAAAGGGAUAAAUAUGGAUUAUUUAAAAUAGAAUCUGCUAAAGCCUCUACAUAAAAAAACCCAGACGCUAAAAUAUAGAACCAUAUGAAAUAUUAAUAUAAUUUAGAAAAGAUGGUAUUUGAAGGUCGAUAAAUGUAUAAAAAGGAGGAAUGUAAAUAAAGAAACAGAAGAAUCUGA